This is a messenger RNA of Plasmodium yoelii, 1596 nucleotides long. Its product is annotated as rhomboid protease ROM6, putative. Gene Ontology annotation, cellular component: membrane. The coding region runs from base 1 to 1596 and encodes 531 amino acids. The record is from RefSeq and is a predicted model, not a curated record. The transcript has a single exon. Lineage: Eukaryota; Apicomplexa; Aconoidasida; Haemosporida; Plasmodiidae. Gene Ontology annotation, molecular function: serine-type endopeptidase activity.
AUGUUUAAUUAUUAUAAUUAUUUUAAAUAUCGUUUUUUACAUAUAAAUACAAGCAAACGUUUUCAUGCUUUUACCAAAGUGGUAGGAAAAAUACAAGAAAAUACAAUUAAAAAAAAGGAGAAAAAUAUAAAGCUAAAAGAAAGAGUAAAGCUUAUUAUUUUUAGUUCAUUUUAUUUUUUUGCUUGUGAUUAUUUAUAUCAUGUGUAUAUAUUAAAGGGUAACAAAAAGGUGGAAGAGGGUAAUGCAUAUACAACAAAAGAAAAAAAAGCGUUAACAGAUAAUACCAAGAAAGAUGAAAAUAAAUACCAGAAUAAUGAAAUGAUGCCCAAUUUUAUUAAAUGGAUAAAUAUAUUUUCAAGACCUGAACAAACGAACAAAUAUAUUUUACAAAAGGAUAGACCAAUAAGCAGCGAUCAAAACAAUCAAAGGUGUGAUAAUAAUGAUGAUUUCAUAUGUGAGCAAAUAAAGAAUAACAAUGUAGAUGAUGAAGAUAUAUAUUUAAUAAAAAUAAAUAAUAUAAAAAAAAAAAAAGACGAACAAAAUUAUAAAAGGGAUGAAUUUACUGUCAUUAGAAAUCAAAUAUUUGGCUACAAUAUGGGGAAUGCCAUUGGUGGGAACACAGGCAAAGAACCAACACAAGAAAGAAAUUUUAAAGAAAUAAUUGAAAAUAAUUUAUAUCAAAAAAAUUUAUUAAGUGGAAACAACCUUUUUUUGAUUGCUAAUGGAGUUAUAUUUUUAUGCUGGAGAUUGGGUGAUAUUGCUCGAAAUAAAAAAUUUUACAAUUUUAUGUGUAGACAUUUUAUUUGUUCAUAUGAAAAUAUUAAAAAAAAACAUUAUCAUACCAUUUUUACAGCUACUAUUAGUCAUAUGACAUUGCCACAUUUUUUAUUCAAUAUGUGGGCAUUCCAUACAAUUACUAAUACAUUAUUAUAUCCAGAAAUUAAAGAAAAAAAAACAAAUUACUAUUAUUUUUUUAAUUACAAAUCUAAUAUUUUAGAAAAAAAAGUUACAAAUAAAGAUAUAAUUAAUGUUUGCCUUUUAUCUUCUGUAAUGUCAACUAUUCCAUAUAUUUUACUUAACAGAUAUACUCAACUUUUAGGUGCAUCUGGAGCUAUAAUGGGACUUGUAUAUAUUUUAUCAGUAGUUAAACCCAAUGAAAUAUUUGUUUCUGUAUUCCCGUUUCCUUAUUUAAAACUAUCAGCCCUACAAUUAUGUCAUAUAUCUAUUUUAACAAAUUUCAUUUUUUUAUUUUACAAAAAAAAUAAUUUUAGUAUUGCAUGGUCAGCACAUUUAUUUGGUUUACUGGGUGGUGCAAUAUACAGCUAUUAUCAAAGAAAAAUAAAUAACAACUAUAAUUAUUAUCCCUUUAUUCAAUUAUCUAUUCAAAAUGGUUACCUUGAUUACACAAAUACAUAUCUAGAUUUAUUAGAUUUCAUAAAAACCUUAAAGCUUCAAACUAUAUCUUUUUUUUCAUUAGAUUACCGAAAUAUACAACAAAUAAACAAACAAUUAUACAUGAUCCAAUAUACAAAAUCACAAAGACGCGCAAAAAUCCAUGCAAUGAAAAUUAAUAAUUUGAAACAAAUGGAAAAGUGA